GCAACAGACACCUCUUCCAGCCCUUCAUCUCUUCUGGGCGACAAUAAAGCACAAGGAUCUCCAGAUUCGGACGGCUCGUCUUCUCCUGACCGAGAUACUGCCCCAGUGACCCUGAGGCAUCGGCCGAGAACAACCGGUGCAAUGCAGGAUCCGAUUGAUUUGGGUUUGCUAUCUUACAUGCAGGCGGAAUGCCUUUUCGAACAGUAUUAUGAAAGGUUGAACCCUGUGAUCCUCUUGUUAGAUCCGAUAUUGCAUCAUCUCGACCAGGUUCGCGAACGAUCCAAACCUUUAUUGACCGCCAUCUUGGGCGUAACGGCUCGUUUCCGGUCCCCCGACAUCGCCAGCAGAUGCUUCGACCAUCUCGAUAUCAUCCUGUCUCGGGCCGUCUUUGCUGGCGAAUCGGACAUCCACCUAAUCCAAGCUUUACUCCUGGCUAUUUACUGGAGGACGCCUGGGGACAAGUCUAGUUGGACGAAAACAGGCAUCGCCGUCCGCAUGGCUCAGGGGUUGGGACUACACAAUUGCUUUUCUCAGAAGUUUACUGACAAGUUCUCCGAUCCAAGGGGGUUACUCAAUCUUCAACGGACUUGGUUGUGUGUCGUAUGUUUUGACCGAUCAUUCAGCCACGUUUUUCGACUGCCUCGAGCGAUCCAAUCUGACUAUCAUGCGGAAUCCCUAGGAUGGUUGGAAUACGAGCCUUCCAUUCAUAUACCGUCGGAUUGUCAAUUGGCCUUAAACCUGAAUCUCGUUCCGAUCACGGACUUCUUAUAUGCCGCCACUGAGGAAGAUCAGAGCGACGCAAGUGCCGUUCAAUUACUGCAGAAGGCGGACGACCUCCUCGUAUCCCAAGAGAAAUUUUGGUUCUCGGCCCAGAACCUUCCACCUACUUCCCGUUACAUCGCUGCCAUCAUGUUCAGCCUGGCACAUUCCGUCGUGAGAUGGUAUGCUCUGCGAAAGUCAGGAGACUCCCCGUCAGCCAGGACGCGAUUUCUCGCCGCGGCCUCCAACGUCGCCGAUAACAUCAGCGCUGCCGCAGACGCCGAGUUACUUCAUCUCUGGUUCGAUGCAGGAGUGACAAACGUGUCAGACAUCGGCUUGUGUCUUUUCAAGCUGUUCGACGUUGAGCGGAAAGAUUGCCGGACCAUCUUAUCCUCAUUGCAUCGGCUACAGUAUGCAUUUCGGCACCCAAACCUCGACACGGAGCUGUCCUUUACUUCGGUAUCCCGGUUUUUCGGACGACUCGUAGAUCGAGCGGAAAGUUUACUGGCGAAGAAAAGACAUGGCGUUUCGCCCAUCGCGGCAUCGCACUUUCAAUCGGGUCAUUCCGAUUAUAAUAUGCCAGGUAUCACUCAUUUCGAAAGCAUAUUACGUGAUUGGGAUACGGCAGACUCUGAGCAAUACCUUGUGGAGUCAACUCCGUCAGGCGGUUCCAAUGAUGCGUCGGGAUCAGUUCCUUAGAUCUUGAGCCGUAGUCUCGGAACACACUCUUCUAGAUAUCUACUACCAUAUACGUCAUGGAGCGUGUUGGCCGCGGAGGGGCGAUGGACUCGCGCUCUGCCGGAACAAUUCCCGGAACUUUCUCGGUUCAUUGCAGAUGGCCAACUUGGUCGAGCGCCCUGAUCAAUCGAUGGAACGCUGAUCAUUCCGGUCGUCGAUCACUGCGUAUCACUGCAAAACGGAAA
Filobasidium floriforme is the source of this 1682-nucleotide messenger RNA. RefSeq lists its product as uncharacterized. Gene Ontology annotation, molecular function: transcription cis-regulatory region binding; DNA-binding transcription factor activity, RNA polymerase II-specific; zinc ion binding. Gene Ontology annotation, biological process: DNA-templated transcription; regulation of DNA-templated transcription. Lineage: Eukaryota; Fungi; Basidiomycota; Tremellomycetes; Filobasidiales; Filobasidiaceae. The coding region runs from base 142 to 1458 and encodes 438 amino acids. Gene Ontology annotation, cellular component: nucleus. The record is from RefSeq and is a predicted model, not a curated record. The transcript has 11 exons.